UAAGUGGAGCAGCCCGCGGAGACCCUGCUCGCGGAGGCUUCGCAGCGUGUGCCUGAAGCCUUCGCCAUUGCGCUGGACCGCGGGAGUGCGCGUGGAUGGGGUCCUGGCUUCUACCAUGGGAGCUGCUCCCGCGGGGCUGAGCUUGUCAGCAUCCUCGACUGACCCUUGCCCUUGAAGUCAGAGAAGAGCCCCUGCCCACCCACAUCCCUCCUGCCCCGUUUUGGGGUCGCCUCCGUCUGUUGGGUCCUCACCCUAGGGGCCACCCCGUCCGACAAAGAAGCAAGACAAUGAUACUAGCUUCGGUGCUGGGGAAUGGCCCCCGGGGUGGGCCUCCACUCCGGCCCCUCUUGGGGCCCGCACUCUUACUUCGGGCUGGCUCCACAUCAGCCACUGAUACACACCACGUGGAGAUGGCACGGGAGCGCUCCAAGACUGUGACUUCCUUUUACAACCAGUCAGCCAUCGACGUGGCGGCGGAGAAGCCCUCAGUCCGCCUCACUCCGACCAUGAUGCUCUAUUCAGGUCGCUCUCAGGAUGGCAGCCACCUUCUGAAAAGUGCCCGGUACUUGCAGCAAGAGUUGCCAGUGAGGAUCGCUCACCGCAUUAAGGGCUUCCGCAGCCUUCCUUUCAUCAUUGGCUGCAACCCUACCAUACUGCACGUGCACGAGCUAUACAUCCGUGCCUUCCAGAAGCUGACAGACUUCCCUCCGAUCAAGGACCAGGCGGACGACACCCGAUACUGCCAGCUGGUGCGACAGCUGUUGGACGACCACAAGGAUGUGGUGACCCUCUUAGCUGAGGGACUGCGUGAGAGCCGGAAGCACAUAGAGGAUGAAAAGCUUGUCCGCUACUUCUUGGACAAGACGUUGACUUCAAGGCUUGGGAUCCGCAUGUUGGCCACACAUCAUCUGGCACUGCAUGAGGACAAGCCUGACUUUGUUGGCAUCAUCUGCACUCGCCUCUCGCCGAAGAAGAUUAUUGAAAAGUGGGUGGACUUUGCCAGACGCCUGUGUGAGCACAAGUAUGGCAAUGCCCCCCGCGUCCGCAUCAAUGGACAUGUGGCUGCCCGUUUCCCCUUCAUUCCCAUGCCGCUGGACUACAUCCUGCCCGAGCUGCUCAAGAAUGCCAUGAGAGCCACGAUGGAAAGUCACCUAGACACUCCCUACAAUGUCCCAGAUGUGGUCAUCACCAUCGCCAACAAUGAUAUCGAUCUUGUCAUCAGGAUUUCAGACCGGGGCGGGGGAAUCACUCACAAAGACCUGGAUCGGGUUAUGGACUACCACUUCACUACAGCUGAGGCCAGCACCCAGGACCCCCGGAUCAGUCCCCUCUUUGGCCACCUGGACAUGCACAGUGGCGGCCAGUCAGGCCCCAUGCACGGCUUUGGCUUCGGGCUGCCCACAUCACGGGCCUACGCGGAGUACCUUGGUGGUUCCCUCCAGCUGCAGUCCCUGCAGGGCAUUGGCACAGAUGUCUACCUGCGGCUCCGUCAUAUCGAUGGCCGAGAGGAAAGCUUCCGCAUCUGACCCCACAGCCCUUGGCCUGCUCACCUGCCCAGCCUGGCCCACCCACCCUGCCCAGACCCUCUGGGGCAGGCAGGGUGCCACCCUCUCCACAUGCUGCUGCAUCUUGGGUCUUAGGGCCCCAAACAGAUGGACUCACAUGGAGCCGAGUGCCACCCCUCCUCGACAGGAUCCACUGCUUCCCUGCCUCCAGGCCUUGGAGGGGAGGAAGUGGGGAACCUUGAGGCUUCCAGCACUAGCUCUGUCAUUCUCACUCCUGGGGAACCCCCACUUUGACCUGCUGUUUGUUAUUAAAGUUAACAUUUUGAAUGCCC
This is a messenger RNA of Equus quagga, 1837 nucleotides long. RefSeq names its product branched chain keto acid dehydrogenase kinase (gene BCKDK). Gene Ontology annotation, biological process: protein phosphorylation; regulation of glucose metabolic process. Gene Ontology annotation, molecular function: pyruvate dehydrogenase (acetyl-transferring) kinase activity. NCBI's taxonomy places the organism in Eukaryota, Metazoa, Chordata, Mammalia, Perissodactyla, Equidae. The transcript has 12 exons. Gene Ontology annotation, cellular component: mitochondrion. Bases 288 to 1526 code for a protein of 412 amino acids. The record is from RefSeq and is a predicted model, not a curated record.